CCACUAGUCCACUCGUUCUCCACGCAUCUUCUUCUCUUAUCCGCGCCACCUACGUUCCCGCUCGAGAUGCGGGCAGAGCUGCUGCUGCUCGGCGGCAAGGUGUCCACCGCAGCGGCGGCGUCUGGCGCCGCCGCCGCGUCCUUGGCGGGAGCUGGACGCUGCGUGGCCGGCGGGCGGCGACUCGCGCCCGUGCAGCCGGCGGCGCUGCAAUGGCGGCAUAGUAGUCGCACUCGCACUCACACCACCACCGAUCAGAGACCACCGCACCAACGCUGCGCCGCCGCCGAACUGUGGAGAGGAGACGCGGAGGACGGGAAGAUGGGAAUCCAGAAGGAGAUCCUGAGAGCCGGCACCGGCCCCAAGCCCGUCAAGGGCCAGAAGGUCACCGUCCACUGCACCGGCUACGGCAAGGACGGUGAUCUGUCCAAGAAGUUUUGGAGUACCAAGGAUCCUGGGCAGCAGCCAUUCGCUUUCAACAUUGGCCUGGGUUCAGUGAUCAAAGGAUGGGAUGAGGGAGUUAUGGACAUGCAAUUGGGUGAAGUCGCCCGUCUUAAGUGCACCCCAGACUACGCUUAUGGAUCUGGUGGCUCUCCAGCCUGGGGAAUUCAACCAAACUCCGAGCUGAUAUUCGAGAUCGAAGUUCUUAGCGCCAAGUGAUGCGCAAUGCGAUUCAUGAUGGAUCUAUAGAAUACUGCUGCAUCGCCAUGCUUCUCGAUUACCGAAAUAAUUGUAAGGCCACAUCAUGUUAAGUGCCACAUUAUGGUGAUGUUCCAAGUGCAUCGAGUAAAACUUUGGAACCCUAUUA
Molecule: messenger RNA, 805 nt
Organism: Hordeum vulgare subsp. vulgare (domesticated barley)
Lineage: Eukaryota; Viridiplantae; Streptophyta; Magnoliopsida; Poales; Poaceae
Product: peptidyl-prolyl cis-trans isomerase FKBP12
Exons: 6
Coding region: 67-657 (196 amino acids)
Molecular function (GO): peptidyl-prolyl cis-trans isomerase activity
Source: RefSeq, a predicted model, not a curated record